Alternaria conjuncta is the source of this 909-nucleotide messenger RNA. RefSeq lists its product as uncharacterized. The coding region runs from base 1 to 909 and encodes 302 amino acids. The record is from RefSeq and is a predicted model, not a curated record. Lineage: Eukaryota; Fungi; Ascomycota; Dothideomycetes; Pleosporales; Pleosporaceae. The transcript has 2 exons.
AUGCCCAAGAUGGGUUUGAUCAGUACGAUUCGAAAGCGACACCAAGAACGCAAAGACAAGAAGAAGGCAGUUCGCCAGACCGCACAACGGAACGAGCAGUCCCAAUCCGAUACCGCUGAACCACAUAUCGAACCCACAACACCUACCCCAGCCCAGCAUCUCCCCUUCACAGGCCCCACGCGAUUCUUCUCCCUCCGCCGCAAACGCGGCGUAAGCAUCGGCAUGUCCACCUACGAGCAACUCCCCGACGGCGUAGAACCCGCACUCAUCGACCACUCCUGCCACCUAAUGCAACAUCCCAGCGGCGAAGAGCUACCCCGUAAAUCCCCCUUCGCCACACCCCCACACGCCGACGUAGCCACAACCCCAAACCAAGACACCAGUCCCAAAACCUGGCUCAGCCGCGUAGGCGGCUCCCUCCGCCGCAAGCCAAGCGGCAUACGCUCAGCGUUCUCCUACACACUGCCGCGGAACUGGAAAACCAACAACAACAACAACAACAACACCAACAAUACCGGUGUCAGUGCAAAAGCCCUCGCAGAGACAGCGCACGAGUACAAAAAGUCCCAAAUCCAACGUCUCGAUCCCAGCGCCAUCGACGCCGCCAACGACGACGGCCGUGGCCGAAGUCCCCUCCCGCACCACUGGCGCUCGGAGCAAUCCAGUUCCUCGGUCUCACACUCACGCGAUGGAGUCGUGAACAGGAUGAGCGAUACUACUACUAAUACUACCAUGGGAGGAAGCGAGAUGGGGGAUUGGAUUGACCCGGAUGAGGAGACGAGGGAGCAGGAGUUUGAGGAUUGGAUCGUGCAUAAUCGGUUGUUUGUUGAGGGGGAGGGGCUUGAUGGGGCGAGUAGAAGGGUGUCGAGGGUGAGUGCGGUGUCGAAGAGGAGGUAUAGUGAUUAUUAG